This is a messenger RNA of Triticum dicoccoides, 370 nucleotides long. RefSeq lists its product as uncharacterized. NCBI's taxonomy places the organism in Eukaryota, Viridiplantae, Streptophyta, Magnoliopsida, Poales, Poaceae. The record is from RefSeq and is a predicted model, not a curated record. The transcript has a single exon. The annotation marks the transcript as partial.
AUGAGGGCGACGCCGGCCGCGUCGGCGACCGAGAUGAGCACGAUGAGGCUGGUCUUCAUCGGCUGGCUAGUGCCGCCGGCGCUGCCGCCGGAGCCAGUGGUGGUCGGAGGCGGCGUGGAGGAGGAUGCCGACGGCGGGGCCGCGCGGCAGGGGACCUGGAGCGGGAAACCGCAGAGCCCGGGGUUGUUGAGGAAGGCCGUGGCGCCCUGGCUGGCGAGGGACCCGGACUGCGGGAUCUCGCCGGAGAGGUUGUUGAAGCGGAGGUCGAGGGUGACGGUCGCCGGGAGACGUCCCAGCUCCGGCGGCACCGCGUCGGAGAGGCGGUUGCGGGAGAUGUUCAGUGUGCCGGCCAGCGCCUGGAGCUUGCCGA